AUGGCUACUUAUACAACAUCAGUUGAUACUCAAGAUCGAUUACUCGAAAGUCCAAUACGUGAGACUUCAAUCAAUACUGUGAAAUCAAUUCCGAUUUCAACACGAUAUGGUUAUGUUUUGGUAACACAACAAGGUGCAUCUGAUCGUCCAGUCAUAGUUACUUAUCAUGAUGUUGGAUAUAAUUCUACAACACAAUUCCAUCAUUUUUUUGCUUCUCCUGAAAUGAUACCAAUAACAGAAUAUUUUACAAUAUAUCAUAUUAAUGCACCAGGACAAGAAGAUCGAGCUAAUCCAUUACCGUCAACAUCUGUUUAUCCAACUAUGGAACAAUUAGCUGAAACCGUUAAUGAUGUAUUCGAUCAUUUAGAUAUUAAAACAGCAAUCGGAUUUGGUGUUGGUGUUGGUGCAAAUAUUUUAACACGUUUUGCAUUGAAAUAUUCAACAAAAAUCUAUGGUCUUAUUUUGGUUAAUUGUAUUUCACGUGGCAUUGGAUGGUUCGAAGGUUUUACUCUUAAAUGGCCAACACAGGAUAUGCCUCAAGAAACAUGGACUGAUGCACUUUUGACAUAUCUUAUUUGGUAUCAUUUAGGUUAUGAGAGUCAAUCAACACAUCCAGACUUAGUACAAGGACUUCGACGUCAUUUGGAAGAAAAUGUUAGUGCUAAAAAUGUUGUCAAACUUCUUAAUUCAUUUUUAAAACGUACACCUAUUGUAAUGGAACGACCGAAUGAAUCGAAUAAAACUGCUAAUCCACCUAUAAGUCUUAAUUGCAAUAUUAUUAAUAUAACUGGAUUUUCAUCACCACAUAAAGAUGAUGUUAUUGAUACGAAUGAUAAAUGUGAUCCAGCCAAGUCUUCCUAUGUUGAAUUUGCUGAUUGUGGUGGUGCUGUCCUCGAAGAACAACCAGCAAAAGCAGCUGAAGCUAUUCGACUUUUUCUUCAAGGUCUCGGCUUUAUAUCACAUUUGAGUAUUCCAAAAUUUUCAAUUGCAAAUCGUUUAACUGAACAAGCAGCAGAAUAUAAACGUCGUCAUGGCUCAUUAUCACGUGCACCACGUCGUUCUAGUGCACCAUUUGAUUCAGUUGAUUCAGGUCUUUAUCGUAAUGAUUCACAAGGCGAUGAAGUUGAUGAUGAUCCAAAUUAUUAUGGUCAUGAACUUCAACUUCGUGUUGAUUCAUUUGAUGAUCGAAAUGUUAAACUAUAA
This is a messenger RNA of Rotaria sp. Silwood1, 1203 nucleotides long. The record is from the annotation of a GenBank genome assembly. NCBI's taxonomy places the organism in Eukaryota, Metazoa, Rotifera, Eurotatoria, Philodinida, Philodinidae.